AUGUCUUUUCCAAGAUCAAGAAUAAUCAAUGAUAGAGACAUUGAAGAGUACUUGUCUGCUCUGGAAGGAGGAUAUCUGUCAGAAGAUGGCAUGGAAAUGUCUGAUACGGAAGAUAAUGAGGAAAGUAUCUUUUACACCAACAGAAAUGAACCACUGCAAGACGUAGAGGAUGAUGAUAAUCUGGAAAAUGAACCUACUUUACAUGAAGAACAAGUUGAUGUGCAUGAUCCCCCUCUGAUUCUAGAAACUGUGGCAUCUAAAGCAGGAGAAAACUCUGCUUGUUCGACUUGGGUGUUAGACAAGAGGAAGCUGAUUUGGAAGAAGAGUACACUUCAGUUUUCUGAGUCAAAUAUUGAAUUUGAAGGAAGCACUGAUGUAGGCACAAAUGAAAAUAAAAGAGGUCGGCCUAGCUCUUCCAGCCUGGAGCAGGAGUUGCAAGCUAAGAAGAAGAGGUUACAAUCAAAACCAAUCCCUCCAUUGGAUAUACGGAUGGAUGGUCUAGGGCACUGGCCAGAUGAUGGUGUGUCGCUUCGUU
Molecule: messenger RNA, 535 nt
Organism: Parnassius apollo (apollo)
Lineage: Eukaryota; Metazoa; Arthropoda; Insecta; Lepidoptera; Papilionidae
Source: the annotation of a GenBank genome assembly